Messenger RNA from Thrips palmi, 1081 nucleotides. RefSeq lists its product as uncharacterized. The coding region runs from base 102 to 1022 and encodes 306 amino acids. Lineage: Eukaryota; Metazoa; Arthropoda; Insecta; Thysanoptera; Thripidae. The transcript is spliced from 6 exons. The record is from RefSeq and is a predicted model, not a curated record.
CACUGCAUCCUUAUCAUUCGGUUCGACGGACCGCAACGAAGAGCCAAAAGAUUGCUGCUUAGUGUCUACUUUGCUUCCGUGGUCAGAGGUUUCGCUGCGAAAUGACGUCUCAACUGACCCUCUUGCUUACGGGCGCCCUGCUGCUGGUGUCUCAGGGACGAGCGGAUACCCUGCUCAGCCCGACAGAAGGGAACAGUGGUAGCAUGAACCGACUCAUCGCAUCCUACAGCGACAUGGACCCGUUCCGCUGGGAGAGCUUCUACUCCCUGCCGCUCACGGCGGCCGCCGCCAAGAAGGCCGGCUGGGCCGAGGUGGCCGGGACCGACGGCCAGGGGCGUACGGCCGGCCUCGUGUCCACCUGGUGCAGGCGCAAGGACUACAGGGUGUGCCUGCUGUUCGACUUGGCGGGCGUGGUGGCGGGGAUUCAAGUCUCGGUCUCGGUGAGCGACUUCGAGAAGUCCUUCGGCUCCAAGCAGUACCCCAUACACGAGGAGUCCCAGUGGCGGCGCGGCACCCUGCUCGGCACCGAAGUGUUCUCGGCCACCGCGCUCUUCGUCGACCCGAGCGUGCUGAUGGCCGGGGGUCGCGUGGACUGGCAGGACGGCGACGAGGUGCUGCAGGACGCGCUGCUGCUGGAGAACGGCGCCUCGUACUGGGCCAUGCCCUCCACCGCGGAGGACGCCGGCGGCGUGGCCUUCACGAAGCAGGGCUGCGUCCGCGGCGCGGGCCGCCACUACGCCUACAACAUGUCGCCCUCGAUGGCCUGCGAGGAGCACCGGCCCUUCUUCCUGCUGUUCGACGACGUGACGGGCCGCCUGCAGGGCUUCGGCGUCUCGCUGUACGGCAAGGCGUCGCACAACUGGUUCGGCCGCUGGUGGCUCGAGGCACCGCGACGCGGCCUCGUCCAGGCCAUGUUCCCCUCGGCGCCGCAGUGCUUCCUGGACUGGACCCGCGCGAAGGGCCUCGUCACCCUGCACGUGUACUUGAGGGACGCGCCGUGGAAGGCCGCCUGCGCCGCCUGAACGGCCUGCGAGGACUGGAAUUUGUAGGCAAAAAGAAACAAAGCAACGCACAAACACCA